GGAGAGCGCCCUCUGCUGGGCUGAGGCUGCAGCUCGGGUGAUGCCUGGGCUUCUCCAAAGGCCAUGCAGUCCUCUACCGACCCCUGGCUGCCCAAAUACUGCAGUGUGGCCACAACCCUGAAGGCCCCUGACCCAGGCGGCGCUGCACCACCCUGGAACCUCUCCUUCACCUGUCCCUUUGCCCUGCAAGCACCGUGGCUGCCCGCACACUGCGUUCUCACCAGGUGUGCUUCUUGUCACCCCUGUCUCCACACUGCUGAUUCUCCAUGGCCAGGGCCUCGGUGGCUGGGAAGAGUUGGAGGUGCUGCUGGCCCCUGGGUCCUGGCAAGAUGGGAACCAGAUGGCUUUUAUUAUCGAGCUCAGAUAAAGGCUGCUCCAGAGCUGGAGAGGCAGGGGGCCCUGGUAGUGGGAUUUGAAGUUCCCCUUGUCUCAGACCCAAAGCCUCCAGCACAGCAGUGGAGUGUGGUCCUCCAGGAAGAAGUCAUUCAGUUGUCAUCACCUGUGGAACAGUCACUGCAGCCCGGGGACAAGGUGCUGGCCCCCUGGGAGCCAGAGCAAGUGCAGUAUGGCCCUGGCACUGUUCUCUCAGGCUUAAAGAAAAAAAAACACCACAGAGCAUCUAAGAAAAAAGAAAUCACUGUUCACUUCUGGAACGGCAAGACAGCCAAGGUGCCUGCAGACAGGGUCAGGGGUAUACCCUCUGCUGUCUGGAAAAAGGCGGUGGAGAGGCUGCAAAUGCUUCACACCAGUGAAUGCCACAGUCCUCCUCUCUGGGCCCCUUGCUGUCCCCGACUGGGACCCAACACUGGAUGUGCUACACACGGGUGUCCUGUGGAUAUGUCAUUCCUGUGUCCUCCCUGCUGUUCCCAGAUCUGCGGCCAACUUCUGUGCCAGGGCCACCUCCAUAGCUGCCCCUUGGUGGGUCCCACCUGCUGGCCUCUAACUAGAACUUCAGAGUUCACAGCCAGAGAAGUCCCAGAGCCAGAGCUGAAGCCCACAGCCCAGUUUUUGCCCCUCGAGGGUCCUAAAGAGGCAGCUGCAGUGUUUACUCAGGAUGAGUCUCCCUCCCCCUCCUCAUCCUCCUCUUGUGAAGAGAACUCAGAGGAUGCUCUGGAGAUGGGACUUCUCCAGAGACAGAUGGUGAGCAGCACGGUCAACACUGACCCCAUCCUUCCUGAACCACCUCCAAGGCAGAGUAGCCCCCCCAAGCCUGCAUGGAGGUACUGGAGGAGAAACGGGCCUGAGCCACCUCCUGGGAAGCCAGGUGUGUUAUGCCAAGGGUGUGGGGCUCUUGUCCUCCAGUUUAAGGACCAAGGCAGUGGCCGCAUGAGUCUCUUAGGAAUCUAGUGCACCUGUGCGCUCUGCUGAGCUUGGACGCAGUGCUGGGGAGUCAGGCUGUGGGGGAGACUGUGAAAUGAGGGCAGUGGUGGCCUCCAUUAAAGCUGGACAAGAGAGAAGGAAGAGUUGACUUUUGUGCUCCGGUUCGCAUCCCUAUUUAAUACCUCUCCCUUUGUUUCUUUUUUGAGACAGGGUCUCAUGCAGCCCAGGCUCGCCUUAAACUUGCUAUGUUGCCAAGGAUGACCUUGAACUCCUGAUUCUGCUAGGCUUACAGGCAUAUGUCAGGUUUAUGUGUGAUGGAGCCCAGGGAUUUGUGCAUGCUAAGAAAGGCUCCACCAGCAGAGUCACACCCCCAGCCUACUGCCCGUUUUCCUUUUUCACUCAUCUCUGACAGGGCACUGCCUCCAGGUGGUGAUGAGCGCCAAGGCCCUGAGAAGUACAGAAAUUGGUUCUUAAAUGUUAGUCGUUAGGCUGCACUGUCCAGAUGGUCCCCCUCAGUAAGUCAGUGGGAAUAAUGCCUCUUUCUGUUGCUCAUUCUUUACAACAGGGGAUGAACCUACUGCAACUCCCUCCCCAAUGCAGCAGGGCCUCACAGGUUUGCACACCCCUGAGAAUGCAGGUGAUGAGCACCCUGGUCUUUGAAGUCAAGAGAAGCAGACUUUUCUGCACCUUUUGGCCAAAGGCAGAAGGCUUUCCCUUUGAUAAAAACUCCACCUUUUGACCUGAGACCCAAGGAGUCUCUUCAGCACAGCAGGCUUUCCCUUUGAUGAUCUUUUUUAAAAAAAUAUUUUAUUAUUUUUAUGUGUAUGACUGUAUUGCCUGCAUGUAAGUGCACCCCGUGUCUCCUGCAACCCUUUGAUGAUCUUAAAGGGUAAACAGACACCUUUUGACCCAGAUCCUGGCUGAUGGACAGAAAGGGGCGGUUUUAAUAGACUAACAGAUGCUGUUAAGCGCUGGGCUCCCUCAUGCUCCCCCCCGAAUUUUUUAUAUGUUCCCGCCUUCUGCAUCCCCUAAAGUCCCCCAUAAAGACCCCAGCCCACAACUUGUGGGCUGACAAUUUUCCCAUGCAAAUUUCCCUUGCUAAUAAACUC
Messenger RNA from Nannospalax galili (Upper Galilee mountains blind mole rat), 2429 nucleotides. It is a transcript of the gene CUNH11orf16, whose product is annotated as chromosome unknown C11orf16 homolog. The transcript has 4 exons. Bases 64 to 1347 code for a protein of 427 amino acids. The record is from RefSeq and is a predicted model, not a curated record. NCBI's taxonomy places the organism in Eukaryota, Metazoa, Chordata, Mammalia, Rodentia, Spalacidae.